Cyclopterus lumpus (lumpfish) is the source of this 1215-nucleotide messenger RNA. Its product is annotated as putative ferric-chelate reductase 1. Bases 132 to 809 code for a protein of 225 amino acids. The record is from RefSeq and is a predicted model, not a curated record. Gene Ontology annotation, biological process: regulation of glutamate receptor signaling pathway. NCBI's taxonomy places the organism in Eukaryota, Metazoa, Chordata, Actinopteri, Perciformes, Cyclopteridae. The transcript is spliced from 7 exons.
CAUCACCUAUAAGCCAUAGCGCUGAUGUCUCCUGAUUUAAAACCUUCCCUCAAGCUUCACAGACACAGAGAAGCAGAAUCUGCCAACAAAGAAGUUUCCUGCUGCGCAACACUUGACUUUUACAGCUCAGAAUGGAAGGUGUCUUCAUCCUGCUGGUGGCGGCGCUGGUCGUUUGUGUCCAAGGAACGUCUCAUUUGUCCUUUUCCAACAACACUGAGCAGGUGAACAUCACACUCGACGGCUGCGGAGUCACUAAAUUGUGCCUGUCGACCCCAGACAGCUGCGACCCCGCCGGGCAGAGCGCCUGUCUGUUCGCGUCUUCGGCCGUCGUGACCACCAGCCCCCCGGUGGCCGACAGCGUUGAGCUGGCCGUCGAACUCCGAGGAGACUCCGGAGGGUACAUCGCACUGGGCCUCAUUUCGAGUACCUCGCCGGGAACCACCAUGCUGUUUGUUUGCGCUGCAAACACAACAAACAACGGGGCGAUCUUCUUCUUCAGGACGUUGCAGAGGAACAACACAGACGAAGCGCUCAUUCCCACGGAGACGAGGGUGAAAGAAAUCCGCGGCACGGUGGCUGGAACUGUGAUCAAGUGCGAGUUCAACAUAGAGUCCCUGAACGCCACCAACAUCUUCAACGUCCUCCUCGGGACCGGAGCGGUUAACGGGACUGCUGUCGGCCCCUUCAAUAUCGACCUGAACGCCGGCCGUGUGAACCUGACAGUGACCAACAGUGGUGGAGCUGUCCGGCCUCAUGCUGUGCUGCUCCUGCUGAGCGUCCUCACACUGUCGGUCAUGCUGAGAGCCUGAGAGGACGAAUAACAUGACGACGGUGUCAAGCUAUGUAUAAAAUGUUCUUACUGCACUUUAUUAGACAUGUUUUAACCUUUUAACUUGGUUUAUACUUUAAGAUGAAACUCACUUGUUUUAGUGACUAUAUAAUUACUUUUCUGCAGAGGACUAUAUAUAUAUAUUUAAUUAAUUACAGUUUUUCCGUUUGUCAACGUUUCCUCCUAAACUUGCCCGUCAGGCUCUGCAAGCUAUUUCUGGUCUGAGUUUGAGCCGUUUCUUGGCAGAAAACCUCAAAUCACAAACAUCCAUGUGGGGAAAACCCAAAAUGUUUUUAUUCUGAAAUGUACUGUGACUGUAAAAUAGCUGUUCAUGGGACAAUGAAAGAUUUCCAUAUGUAUAUAUUAAUAAUAAAGUUGGAACUAUA